Mus caroli (Ryukyu mouse) is the source of this 3545-nucleotide messenger RNA. RefSeq names its product zinc finger and BTB domain containing 46 (gene Zbtb46). Gene Ontology annotation, molecular function: DNA-binding transcription factor activity, RNA polymerase II-specific; protein binding; RNA polymerase II cis-regulatory region sequence-specific DNA binding. Gene Ontology annotation, biological process: regulation of transcription by RNA polymerase II. The record is from RefSeq and is a predicted model, not a curated record. NCBI's taxonomy places the organism in Eukaryota, Metazoa, Chordata, Mammalia, Rodentia, Muridae.
GGACCAAGCCACCNGAGCGAGCGCGCAGCUCGGACCCUCCCGGACGCAGCUCUCGCCAGUGGCCGCGCGAUCACCGGUCCGCGGCCACGGCGCCAGCCCGCGCCCGCGCCCCAUGGGGUCACAGAGUCUAUAGAAGACACAGCAGCAAGACUCCCAGAUGAACAACCGAAAGGAAGAUAUGGAAAUCACUUCUCACUACCGGCAUCUGCUUCGAGAGCUCAAUGAGCAGAGGCAGCACGGAGUCCUCUGUGAUGCGUGCGUCGUGGUGGAGGGCAAGGUCUUCAAGGCACAUAAGAACGUCUUGCUUGGGAGCAGCCGCUACUUUAAGACGCUCUACUGCCAGGUACAGAAGACAUCUGACCAGGCCACCGUCACUCACUUGGACAUUGUUACAGCCCAGGGCUUCAAGGCCAUUAUUGACUUCAUGUACUCUGCCCACCUGGCUCUCACCAGUAGGAAUGUCAUCGAGGUGAUGUCAGCUGCCAGCUUCCUACAGAUGACUGACAUUGUGCAGGCCUGCCAUGAUUUCAUCAAGGCUGCACUGGACAUCAGCAUAAAGUCAGAUGCCUCAGAUGAACUCUCAGAAUUUGAGAUUGGCACCCCAGCCAGCAACAGUACAGAGGCAUUGAUCUCAGCUGUGAUGGCUGGAAGGAGUAUCUCCCCAUGGUUGGCUCGGAGAACAAGUCCUGCCAAUUCUUCUGGAGACUCUGCCAUUGCCAGCUGUCAUGAAGGAGGAAGCAGCUAUGGGAAGGAGGACCAGGAACCCAAAGCUGAUGGCCCUGAUGAUGUUUCUUCACAGUCUUUGUGGCCUGGAGAUGUAGGCUAUGGUUCUCUGCGCAUCAAGGAAGAACAGAUUUCACCAUCACAUUAUGGAGGGAGUGAGCUUCCAUCUUCCAAGGACACUGCAAUACAGAAUUCUUUAUCAGAACAGGGUUCUGGGGAUGGCUGGCAGCCCACAGGCCGGAGGAAGAAUCGGAAAAACAAAGAGACUGUCCGACACAUCACCCAGCAGGUGGAGGAGGACAGUCAGGCUGGCUCUCCAGUACCUUCAUUCCUNCCCACACCGGGAUGGCCUUUCAGCAGCCGAGACUCAAAUGUGGACCUGACGGUCACUGAGGCCAGCAGCUUGGACAGCCGAGGCGAGAGAGCAGAGCUCUAUGCUCACAUCGAUGAGGGCCUACUAGGAGGAGAAACCAGCUACUUGGGCCCACCCCUCACCCCAGAGAAGGAGGAAGCACUACACCAGGCUACUGCGGUGGCCAAUCUUCGUGCUGCACUCAUGAGUAAGAACAGUCUGCUGUCACUCAAGGCUGACGUGCUCGGUGAUGAUGGCUCACUUCUGUUCGAGUACCUGCCCAAAGGUGCCCACUCACUGUCUCUGAACGAAUUCACGGUGAUCAGGAAGAAGUUCAAGUGCCCCUACUGCAGCUUCUCAGCCAUGCACCAGUGCAUCCUUAAGCGACACAUGCGCUCACAUACUGGAGAGCGGCCCUACCCUUGUGAGAUCUGUGGCAAGAAGUUCACUAGGAGAGANCACAUGAAGCGGCAUACUCUGGUCCACAGCAAGGACAAGAAGUACGUGUGCAAAGUGUGCAGCCGUGUGUUCAUGUCUGCAGCCAGNGUGGGCAUUAAGCACGGCUCUCGUCGCCAUGGGGUGUGUGCAGACUGUGCUGGCCGGGGUGUGGGCACGCCGCUGGACCAUGGUGGAGGUGGCGAGGGCUCCCCUGAGGCGCUGUUUGCUGGUGAAGGGCCGUACCUGGAGGAUCCGGAUGAUCCUCGAGGGGAGGCUGAGGAGGAGCUGGUUGAGGAUGAGGAUGAGGACAUGGCCAAGUGGAAGGACGAUGUGGGCUUGGCCCAUGAGGAUGCACUGCUGGGGGAUGACAAGGAUGAUGAAGACUCUCCACAGGGGCCUCACAGCCCCUCUGGGGAGCCUGAUAAAGACUUUGCCUGGAUCUCCUAGGGGCUCUGCUCUAGUGGGCAGGGUGAGUGAUGGCUGAAUCGCUUUGUCCACCUGUGUGUGUGUCUUAGUGGAUCUUUACUUACCCAGGAGCAGGACCAUGCUUACUCCUUGAAGCUCCUCCUAAAGGCCCCUCCUCCGUGCUAUACCCCUCUCCAUUACAGAAACUGGUCCUGUGAGCUAAAAAGUGGGUGUGACUCGUGACUGGGGAGCACUAGGACUGAACACGAAGUGAGGGGUACAGUGUGGGUUUAAGAAAAGGGAGAGUGCAUGCUCCCACCUGUCCAGGUAUUAAUGGAAUCCCCAGCAGGUGUCUAGAUGUAUGGGCAGGGCUGCACCAAGGCCUGGGCAUGCUUCCUCAGGGUAUCAAAGGAGCCCUUUGUUGUGAACCUGGCUAGGAAUGCAAGAUGACUCGGAGUAUAGGUCAGGGUCAGCACUGGAUACGGUCAUGAGGGCAGUCCUGCAGACUGCAGGCCUGAGUAAGUGUUGAGUUUUGCAUAAACACAAACUGCUCCAUCCACAGCACUGCUCAAUCUCCUUCUAUCCCCCCUCCCCAAGCAGUCAGGUUAUGGGCUAUGGCCCUAUGUCACUCUGUCCUCUUGGUUUCUGCUGCCCUAUGGCAGCUGGUGGAAUCUAUUGGGCAAAAAGUCCUGCAACCCUCUUACCUCCAGGCUUUGGUGCUUAACACAAAAUGACUGCAGAUGCCUCUCUGGAAGCCCUAGGCUCCAGGUGCUAUCUCUGUGGGAAGCAGCUACCUAAUUGGCAGGCCGAGGAGGAGUGCUGUCUGUCCAAGAGGGGACCUGUGGCCGGAUACUUUCCACUUUAGGCUCACAGGGUUGAGUUGCCAAGGUCACAGCUCUUUGUUCUGUGUGCACUUUCUUGGAGAACCCCAUUGUGCACCCUGAGUUCUGCCUGUGCUUCGGCUGAUCCCAUAUUGGACUGGAUAGAGCUCAGCUCUUGCCUUUGUUGCUGCUAACACUGGAGGUGGGUGUUCCUAGCUGCAGUGUGCUGCUAUGCCUCUCUGCCUAGGAACCAAAUUUUAAAGAAGUCAGAGACAUUUUGAGGUGGUUACUACAGAUUACUUUGUUUCACAUUGUUUUCCUCACUCGACAGGACUGACAGGAUUAUGGGGGUGGUUCCUUUAACUCUUCACCACGUCCUCUAGCUGUAUUUCUGAAGGCUCUCACACUUCUUCUGUGAAGCGUGGGCUUCAUUUCCAUGGCUCUGAGGCCCAGAGAGACAGCUGUCCACUUAUCGGCAGGGUAGUCAUAGACAUAGAUGCUGCAGCCUGCCCUCCUCUUGAGGCUGUUUCUGACAAACUAUCAAGACAUUCCGUCCCUCAUCCACCUCAGCUCCCAAAGGCCCACUGCAGUGGUGUUCAGUGAGCACUCUGAUGAGUGCUGAUGGGCUAACCCUACCCUGUACAAGGGCUCAUAAGGCUACUAAGCACUAGGGCCAAUUAAAGAAUUUUGGUUUCCCUUUCUCAGACAAAUAGCUUUUAUACUUUUUUUUUUUUAAACUGACACAUCUGUUCUGUUGGUAAGUAAGGAGACACCCGGUAAAACUAAUUUAGGUUCCAAUGGUUGUG